Molecule: messenger RNA, 537 nt
Organism: Schistosoma rodhaini
Lineage: Eukaryota; Metazoa; Platyhelminthes; Trematoda; Strigeidida; Schistosomatidae
Source: the annotation of a GenBank genome assembly
AUGGGCUUAUUGUUCACAAAGUUUUGGAGGCUUUUCAACUCUCGGGAUUAUAAAGUCAUAAUUUUGGGGUUGGAUAAUGCUGGAAAAUCUACUAUUUUAUACCAGUUCGUUCUCAAAGAAGCUGUACAGACUUCUCCUACCAUUGGAAGCAAUGUUGAGGAAGUAAAGUGGAAGAACCUACAUUUCGUAAUGUGGGAUAUUGGUGGACAGACUUCUGUUAGGGCUUCCUGGACCACAUACUUUGCAGGCUCAGACUUUGUCAUUCUAGUGGUUGAUAGUACAGAUCGGGAACGUUUAUACCUGACUAAACAGGAGCUGUGUAAGCUACUAGUUGCUGAGGAGUUGAAACGUUCGAAAAUGCUGAUUUUUGCCAAUAAACAAGAUGUUUCUGGCUGUAUGUCUGUUGCUGAAAUCAGUCACAAUCUAAACCUUACGUCUAUUAGGGACCACCCGUGGCAUGUACAGCCUUGUUGCGCACUCACAGGAGAAGGGCUUCCUCAAGGUUUGGAUUGGAUUGCUACUCAAAUUGGGCGAUAA